CAGAGUUCCUCAAAUUUUCUUUGUGUGCCUUGGCCUAAAAUGUCAAACUCCAGGUGACAGACAUCCUUGGGACAUCUUUGCAUAGUCCUCUCCAGAAAGAAGCUCUGUGAUGUGUGGAUUGUGAGCUUGCUCAAGCAAGUCACGCUCUUUAUAAGGCACAGCGAAACAUAAGGACUGGUAUGGAAGAGCCGGCACCACUGGAAGGCCCGGACCAACUCCCAAGCUCCCACCAGGGCUCUCUGAGGAGGGCUGUGGCUGCUGCUCUGGCCCUGGAUGGGGAAUCUACAAUGGGUCGCAGGAAAAAGAAGAGGAAAGAAUCCCGUCCAGAAUCUAUCAUCAUCUACCGGUCAGAUAAUGAGAAAAUGGAUGAUGAGCCUGAGGAUUCAGAAGGUGGAGAUCGGCCUAAAGAGGAAGAGGGAGAUGAUUUCCUAGACUAUCCCAUAGAUGAUGGUAUGUGGAACAUGCCUUUCGACAGUCGCUAUGUCACCUUAACAGGGACCAUCACACGAGGGAAGAAGAAGGGUCAAAUGGUAGACAUUCAUGUCACAUUGACCGAGAAGGAGCUGCAGGAAUUGACCAAACCCAAAGAGUCCUCAAAGGAAAUGGCACCUGAAGGGAGAAAGGCAUGCCAGAUGGGAGCAGACCGGGGGCCCCACGUGGUCCUUUGGACUCUGGUCUGCCUGCCCGUGGUCUUUGUCCUCUCUUUUGUUGUCUCUUUCUACUAUGGCACUAUCACCUGGUACAACAUCUUCCUUGUGUACAAUGAGGAGAGGACCUUCUGGCACAAGAUCUCCUGCUGCCCCUGCCUCAUUCUCUUCUAUCCAGUGCUCAUCAUGGCCAUGGCCUCUUCCCUGGGCCUCUAUGCUGCUGUGGUCCAGCUCUCGUGGUCCUGGGGGGCCUGGUGGCAAGCUGCCCGGGACAUGGAGAAAGGCUUCUGUGGCUGGCUGUGCAGCAAGCUGGGUCUGGAAGACUGUUCUCCCUACAGCAUCGUGGAGCUGCUUGAAUCUGACAAUAUCUCAGGCAAUCUCUCCAACAAGGAUUCUGCCCAGGAGGUAGAAACUUCUACUGUCUAA
This is a messenger RNA of Urocitellus parryii (Arctic ground squirrel), 1073 nucleotides long. RefSeq names its product transmembrane protein 169 (gene Tmem169). The record is from RefSeq and is a predicted model, not a curated record. NCBI's taxonomy places the organism in Eukaryota, Metazoa, Chordata, Mammalia, Rodentia, Sciuridae.